Yarrowia lipolytica CLIB122 is the source of this 2529-nucleotide messenger RNA. RefSeq lists its product as uncharacterized. Gene Ontology annotation, cellular component: ribonucleoprotein complex; cytosol. Gene Ontology annotation, biological process: translational elongation. Gene Ontology annotation, molecular function: translation elongation factor activity; GTP binding; GTPase activity. Lineage: Eukaryota; Fungi; Ascomycota; Dipodascomycetes; Dipodascales. The record is from RefSeq and is a predicted model, not a curated record.
AUGGUCAACUUUACCGUAGACCAAAUGAGAGCCUUGAUGGACAAGGUGACCAACGUACGUAAUAUGUCUGUUAUUGCGCACGUUGAUCAUGGCAAGUCCACUCUCACUGACUCCCUCGUUCAGAACGCCGGUAUCAUUUCUGCUGCCAAGGCUGGAGAGGCCCGAUUCACUGACACCCGAAAAGAUGAACAGGAACGAGGUAUUACCAUCAAGUCCACUGCCAUCUCCCUUUACGCCCAGCUUUCCGACGACUAUGUCAGCCAGAUUGAUCAAAAGACAGUAGGCAACGAGUUCCUCAUCAACCUAAUCGACUCUCCUGGUCACGUCGACUUUUCUUCUGAAGUCACUGCUGCCCUCCGUGUCACCGAUGGUGCUCUCGUUGUCGUCGACUGUAUUGAAGGUGUGUGUGUUCAGACCGAAACUGUGCUUCGACAGGCUCUUGCCGAGCGAAUUAAGCCUGUUUGUGUUAUCAACAAGGUCGACAGAGCUCUUCUCGAACUUCAAUGCACUAAAGAGGAUCUCUACAAGACCUUCUCUCGAACCGUGGAGUCUGUCAACGUCAUCAUUGCUACUUACUUUGACAAGACUCUCGGCAACUGCCAGGUGUACCCUGAGAAUGGCACUGUUGCCUUUGCUUCCGGACUCCACGGCUGGGCUUUUACCAUUCGACAGUUUGCUGUUCGUUACGCCAAGAAGUUUGGAGUAGACCAGAAGAAGAUGAUGCAGCGACUGUGGGGCGACAACUUCUUCAAUCCCAAAACCAAGAAGUGGUCACACAAAUCGAAAGACGAAAACGGCAACGAGCUCGAGCGAGGCUUCAACAUGUUUGUUCUGGAUCCCAUAUUCACGAUCUUCAACGCUAUCAUGAACUUCAAGAGCCACGAUGUACCUACUCUUUUGGAGAAGCUCAACAUCUCUCUCAAAGGAGACGAAAAGGAGCUCGAAGGUAAGUCUCUUCUGAAGGUGGCCAUGCGAAAGUUCCUUCCUGCGGCUGACGCGCUGCUGGAGAUGAUUGUCAUCCAUCUCCCUUCUCCCGUGACUGCUCAAAAGUACAGAGCUGAGGUGCUCUACGAGGGAGAUGUCACGGACGCCAAUGGUAUGGGUAUCCAGAACUGUGAUCCUAACGCCGACCUGAUGCUCUAUGUGUCAAAGAUGGUGCCCACUUCCGACAAAGGUCGGUUCUACGCCUUUGGUAGAGUUUUUGCUGGUACUGUCAAGUCUGGCAUGAAAGUGCGUAUCCAGGGCCCCAAUUACGUCCCUGGUAAGAAGGACGAUCUCUUCGUCAAGGCCAUUCAACGAACAGUUCUGAUGAUGGGACGAACUGUCGAGCCCAUUGAUGAUGUUCCUGCUGGAAACAUUGUGGGUCUGGUAGGUAUCGAUCAGUUCUUACUCAAGAGCGGCACUCUGACAACCGACGACGCAGCUCACAAUCUGAAGGUGAUGAAGUUCUCAGUUUCACCUGUCGUGCAAGUGGCUGUGGAGGUCCAGAACGCCAACGAUCUGCCCAAGCUCGUCGAGGGUCUCAAACGACUGUCGAAGUCUGAUCCUUGUGUGCUGACGUUCAUCUCAGAAUCUGGAGAACACAUUGUUGCUGGCACUGGAGAACUCCACCUAGAAAUCUGUCUUCUUGAUUUGGAACAGGACCAUGCGGGCAUUCCUCUCAAGAAGUCGCCCCCCGUGGUUUCGUACCGGGAGACCAUCUCCGAGAAAUCCGAAAGCCGAGCCCUGAGCAAAUCUGCCAACAAACAUAACCGAAUCUGGGUUACUGCCGAGCCUCUUUCUGAAGAAUUCAAUGUGGCUGUAGAUGAUGGCAAGAUCUCAGCCAGAGAGGACUUCAAGGUACGAGCCAAAGCACUGGCAGAUGAGUACGACUGGGAUGUGAACCACGCUCGAGCAAUCUGGUGCUUCGGACCUGACGGAACUGGACCUAACACUUUAGUAGAUACCACCAAGGCUGUGCAGUACAUGCACGAGAUCAAGGACUCGUGUGUGGCAGGCUUCCAGGAGGCCACCAAGGCAGGUCCUCUGUUUGGCGAGAGUAUGAGAGGUGUUCGAAUCAACAUGAUGGAUGUGGUUCUCCAUGCUGAUACCAUUCAUCGGGGCACAGGUCAGAUAAUGCCUACAAUGAGACGUGUCACCUACGCUGCUUUCCUCCAAUGCCAGCCUCGUAUCGUCGAACCUGUUUUCCUGGUCGAGAUCCAAUGUCCGGAGAAUGCAGUAGGUGGUAUCUACUCUGUUCUCAACCGUAGAAGAGGCCAGGUUAUCUCUGAAGAGCAGCGAGCCGGUACUCCUCUCUUCACCGUCAAGUCUUACUUGCCAGUCAACGAGUCUUUCGGAUUCACUGGUGAACUGAGACAAGCUACCAGUGGCCAGGCUUUCCCUCAGAUGAUCUUUGACCACUGGGAAGUCAUGGGAGGUUCCCCUCUAGAACCAAACACCAAGCCUGGUCAGAUUGUGGCCGAAACCCGAAAGCGACGGGGCAUGAAGGAGAAUGUUCCCUCAUACACUGAGUACCAUGACACUCUCUAG